ACACACCAUUAGCUCCUGUGUCUGAGAGCCCAGAGCUGAUCCUGCCAAGUGCACUCAUCACACCUACUACCACCAUCACUCAGUGACCAUGUCCACCUCCCUGAGAGUCAGCCCCUCUGUACAUGGGUACCACUUCGACACAGCCCUGCGGAAGAAGGCUUCUGCCAACAUCUUUGAGGGUGUAGACCAGGAUUCCCUGCAGAAGCUGUUCAAGAAAAGUGGGGACAAAAAGGCGGAGGACAGAGCUAGAAUCAUCUUCUGCAUUGACCAGGAUAAUGAGGAGAAAGCACGGGCAUUGGUGGCCCUAAAGCAGAGAACAAGAGACAAGAUAAUGCAGUUCCUCAAACUCAGAAAGAUCGCCCUGAAAGUGAUCUGAGCUCCUGGUCCGCAGAGCUGACAAUCUAAUCCAAUAGUGAUGGACAGAAGUGAUCCUGAUACUGUUCUGGAGAACUGCCAUCUUCAGAGAAAGCGAACCAUUAAGCACUGAGGCUGGUUUUGAGGUUUAACACUCCACUGGUCUGCAGAGCUUACAUUCCAGUCCUGGAAGGCUAACCUGGAGGGUCCAUAACCAUGUCUAAAGACACAGUCUGUGAUCCAAGGGCAGAAGAGUGCUGUGCUUCCCAGAGACUUGUUCAAGGAGAUUGUGAUCCAAUCACGUGACAGCAGACAUCAAGACUACUUAUAAAGCAGAGAGAAGUGGCAGACUGAUGACUGUUCCGCAAAGCUUACAAUCGAGUCAUUAAGCAGCAAGAGCAAUUGCUCCUGACAGGCUGUUUCUAAGAGAUCACCAUCUAUGCAGCAGAACUGCCACAAGAGAGUUGAUCACCCUGAAGGGUAAAGACAUUUCUGUGCCCUAUACAUACUUGAAUUUGACAUUGUAGCAGUGACUGAUGCCCUGUACAGCCAUUACCAGGGUGUAGAAGGAAGACAGACUCUCGUGUACCUGGUGCGGGUGCAGACAAAAACAAUGAGAAGGUGUAGAGGACUGUGUUUUUUUUUUUGUUUUUUUUUUCCAAACAGAAUGUAUUGCAUUCCUGUGAACUGGUGCUGCAAUAUUCAGUUGAUUAAGCUAUUCAUUAGACAUGUAUGAUAUGUAUGAUAAAUGUUAAAAUAAAUUUGCUUUAUUCUUUUAA
This is a messenger RNA of Pelobates fuscus (common spadefoot toad), 1133 nucleotides long. It is a transcript of the gene TCIM, whose product is annotated as transcriptional and immune response regulator. The coding region runs from base 89 to 376 and encodes 95 amino acids. Gene Ontology annotation, molecular function: Notch binding. The transcript has a single exon. Gene Ontology annotation, biological process: endothelial cell activation involved in immune response; negative regulation of Notch signaling pathway. Lineage: Eukaryota; Metazoa; Chordata; Amphibia; Anura; Pelobatidae. The record is from RefSeq and is a predicted model, not a curated record. Gene Ontology annotation, cellular component: cytosol; nucleus.